CGUGCGCCUGCCGAGCGGUGCGAGGCUUGCAGCGGUGCGUUUGAGCUAGGGAGAGGGUCGCCGCCGUCUCCGUCGUCGUCGUCGUCUCGGGCUGGCACCGCCUCUGGGCUGAGUCCACUCCAACCACUCGCUCUCGCUGUGCUGUGCAGCCGAGUAGCUCAACUCGCUCAACAGCCCGCAUCCCUCUACACACCUCACCCGCCGCCCGUCCAGCUCUCGCCCGCCCACCAUGGGCCUCUUUCGCCGCCGUGCGCAGACCGACGAGGAGGUGCUCAAGCAGCAGGAGAAGAAGGAGAAGGUCCCCUUCCUCAAGCGACCCGCCAACACGGCCUUCAAGCAGCAGCGCCUCAAGGCCUGGCAGCCGAUCCUCACGCCCGCAACCGUCCUCCCCACCUUCUUCCUCGUCGGCAUAAUCUUUGUCCCUCUCGGCGGCGUCCUGUUGUGGGGCAGCAACCAGGUCAAGGAGUUCAGCAUCGACUACACGCAGUGCCAGAACUCGGCGCCGAGCGACUCGUUCGCCCAGCUCCCGUCCGACAAGUACUCGUACUCGAUCGGCUCGUCGUCGGUCCAGCCGCCGUCGUGGCAGUUCACGUCCGACGACAGCCAGGCCAACGCCGCCGAGCGCAACCUGUGUCGUGUCACCUUUGACCUGCCCGUCGAGCUCAAGAAGCCCGUCUUCAUGUACUACAAGCUCACCAACUACUACCAGAACCACCGUCGCUAUGUCAAGUCGGUCGACACGGACCAGCUCCGCGGCAGCGCAAGCUCGUACAACUCGAUCUCGGGCGGCGACUGCAAGCCGGUCGACGUGCGCGACGGCAAGCCCAUCUACCCGUGCGGCCUCAUCGCCAACUCGUUCUUCAACGACACGUUCACGCAGCCGAUCCUCCUCAACGCCGCCGGCUCGUCGAGCAACGUGACGUACAACAUGACCGACAAGGGCAUCGCGUGGCCGGGCGAGCACGACAAGUACAAGGUGUCCAAGUACGCCCCGACCGACGUCGUCCCGCCGCCGUACUGGGCCGAGCGGUACCCGAACGGCUACACCGACGAGACGGGCCUGCCCGACCUGAGCACCGACGAGCACUUCCAGGUAUGGAUGCGCACGGCCGGCCUGCCGACGUUCCGCAAGCUGUACUACCGCAACGACAACGAGGACAUGCCCGCCGGCACGUACGAGGUCGACGUCUUCAUGAACUAUCCCGUCGCGCCGUUCGGCGGCACCAAGUCGGUCGUGUUCUCGACCGUGUCGUUCAUCGGCGGCAAGAACCCGUUCCUCGGCAUCGCCUACAUCGCCGUCGGCGGCGUCUGCGUCCUCCUUGGCCUUCUCCUCACGCUCAGGCACCUCAUCAAGCCCAGGAAGCUCGGCGACCCACAGUACUUGUCCUGGAACCGUGCCCCGACGCACUGAGCGGCUCGUCCCUGUCCUUUACCCUCAGUAGAUCCUCCCCUCCCCAUCCGAACGGACCCUCCCCUCCCAUCUCGACCUCGCCAGGCCCUUGUCUCUGUGCAACGCGUUGUACGACUCACUCGAACACGUCGAUCGUUCC
Molecule: messenger RNA, 1550 nt
Organism: Rhodotorula graminis WP1
Lineage: Eukaryota; Fungi; Basidiomycota; Microbotryomycetes; Sporidiobolales; Sporidiobolaceae
Exons: 8
Coding region: 230-1411 (393 amino acids)
Cellular component (GO): Golgi apparatus; endoplasmic reticulum; plasma membrane
Source: RefSeq, a predicted model, not a curated record